This is a messenger RNA of Manduca sexta (tobacco hornworm), 1923 nucleotides long. RefSeq names its product UDP-glucosyltransferase 2 (gene UGT48C1). The transcript has 8 exons. Bases 46 to 1590 code for a protein of 514 amino acids. NCBI's taxonomy places the organism in Eukaryota, Metazoa, Arthropoda, Insecta, Lepidoptera, Sphingidae. The record is from RefSeq and is a predicted model, not a curated record. Gene Ontology annotation, molecular function: UDP-glycosyltransferase activity.
AGUUAUCUUGAUAACGUCUAGUCGCGUGGGAGAUGUACUACGGCGAUGUUGCGAAUUGCGUGGGUUUUGGUGCUGGUGGUAGUGUGUGAUGGGAGUAGGGUGCUGGUGGUGUCUCCUGUGCCGAGCCGCACUCAUGCUGUACUUACUGACUCACUGGUGGAGAUUCUGCUAAAUGCUGGACAUGAGGUGACGUAUGUAUCGAAUUACUCUAAGCUGAAGAGUAGCGAACGACUCAUUUGCAUCAACAUCAGCUCAGUGGACCAUGAAGAUACAGAUGUAGUGAAUUCGGGAACACUAAGUCUGAUGCAAGAUCAGCCGCCUUAUCAAUUGCUAGAGGAGGGUGUGGAACACGCACAACGUCUUCUACGUCAUCAGUUGGUCCAGAAUCUACUGUUAGAUACUAACGUUGGUUAUGAUGCAGUCGUUGCCGAGUGGUACUACAGUGGUCUUUUGGCACCGUUAGCAGCUCUAUACGAGUGCCCAUUAAUAUGGUACAGCACUUUAGACCCCAACUGGAUGACAUUGCAGCUGGUGCAUGGGCAAACAAAUCCGGCAUAUGCCGUCGACUUCCAAGCAAGGAAUGUCGCAUCUCCGCCCUAUACCAUAACUUCAAGAUUGCAAAGGCUGGGGCGGCAAAUAUAUAUGUCUGCGAGGAUGUUCUACACAAUGCAUUAUGUAGAAACUCCAAUAUACGACGAGCUAUACCGUCCUCUUUUGAAACUUCAUGAUCGAAUACCAUCAGAUUAUGAGUCGCUCGUCUACAAUGGUUCGUUGUUGUUAGUCAACUCGCAUCCUCUUGUGGGACAGACCUUGCCAUUGCCUGCUAAUGUGAAGUAUGUUGGUGGACACCACUUAGAGGAACCCACAAAGCCACUCCCACAGAAAUUGCAAGCCAUACUGGACAGCGCCAAACAUGGAGUAAUACUAUUCAGCUUACGAUCGCACGCGAGGAGCCAGGACUUGAUUCAUCACGUAAAAUAUCAGCUGCUGCAGAUGUUCGAGCAACUGGAACAGACCGUCAUCUGGACUAUUGACAAGAAGCUGGACAACUUGCCCGAGAAUGUGUUCACCUUCAGAUGGGUGCCGCAAACCAGCAUAUUGAAUCACUCGAACACGAUACUUUUUAUCAACAACGGAGGAUUAACUUCUCUCAUAGAAGCCACUUACUACGGAGUUCCAGUGAUCGGUAUCCCACUCGUUGGAGACCAGUUCGUUAAUAUCGACUUGGCGCAGGCCAGAGACAGGGCUAUUAUAGUUAAUUAUUCUGAAUACCUGGCCUAUACUUUGAAAAGUGCUAUCAAUGAAAUUCUUGGGAAUAACAGCUACCGGAUCAACGCAAAAGCAGGUGCUGAAUUAUUCCAGAACAGAAUAGCAACUCCUCAACAAGAGUUACUCUACUACAUCAAUCUGGUAAUCAGCACGAAAGGAGCCUCUCACCUACGCUCAAGGGCUCUCGAACUCUCUACCGUACAGCGAUUGUAUCUAGACGUCGUAAUAUUACUAUUAUUAGUGCUAUGGUUCCUUUCAAAAGUUUUAAAAGUAAUUCAAGUCCACAUGAAAGCGGAAGAUGAAGACAAGAAAAAUAACUAGGAUAAAAUUAACCCAGUCAGUUUUAUUUGCAGCACGAAAAACCCGCCUUACCGGCGUUAUAUUCACAGAGAAAUGAAGAAUGAAGGAAAUUCUAAUAUGAACUCUAUAGUGUGGCGUGAAAUUAGUACGAUUGUUGAAAGCCUCGAUACGUUAAUUCUUUUUUUAAAAUUUGCAAUAUUUCUAGCGUUAGAUCAUUACGGUGACCGCACACACCAUCUAUCACUUGCGGACUUACUGUUAUGAAAAUGUUUUAGUUUUAUUUCUAUAUGCGUUGAAUGUUUUGAAAGUCUGUCAGCGUGUAUUGUAAAUAAAUAAAAUAUGAAAUUUACUUUA